AUGACCUCGAAACAAGGAAGAGGAGGAAAGAAACCUCAGCCGGAAAGGAGCCCUCAGCCUCGAUCUAAGCAAUCAGGAGCAUUUCGUCUGAAUCAAAUCCGCAAGGCCUAUGCGCACAAGACGGAUACCGGGCCGUCUGGCAAAUUCACACCUGACAUUAAGAAGCGUUCGAUCAUCCUUGCAAGCGAAAACCUUCUGAUCCUGUUCUGCGUGACAGAGGGCUUUGCUUUCAAGACCAAUACAGAGAUCUAUUACGAGCCAAAGAAGGGCUACUUUCUUUCUUGCUACUGCCUUCCUCAGGGCUACUACGGCAAUCCGAUCAAUCCCAACAACAACGUCCCCUGCACGCGCUCACGUCGUCCAAUGCCUGGAAACAGCACGUCGUCCAAUGCCUGGAAACAGCGGUUGAACACGUCGUCCGUCGGCAGCACCUACUGCGUCUGCAACAAGAGCUACGCACCUUACGAACUGCGGCCUGAUUCGAAUCCGGAAGGGCUGCCGGUCGUCUACACCGGGCCGGAUACGUCCGAAGUUCGAUGCACGAUCGUUGGAAGCGGGACUGGAAGAUAUUAUUCCUGCGACCUUGCCUGCGUUUACACCCGCGGUUCUUGCGAACAAACAUCGAGGAAAUGCCUAGGAGAGUCAUGGAGAUGA
Messenger RNA from Guillardia theta CCMP2712, 654 nucleotides. RefSeq lists its product as hypothetical. Bases 1 to 654 code for a protein of 217 amino acids. Lineage: Eukaryota; Cryptophyceae; Pyrenomonadales; Geminigeraceae. The record is from RefSeq and is a predicted model, not a curated record. The transcript has 4 exons.